AUGUUUUGUCUACGCAGUUGGCUCCCGCUGCUCUUCAUCCCGACAAACGCUUCUCCAGCAUUCAUCUUCCUGUUCUUCAUCUGCACCUACUUCCUCAACCGGCCCUGCGUGUACUGCUCUAUCCUGCUGCUCAUCCUCUUCCUGACCUCGUGCAACUGGUCCGACCGAUGCUUCUUUGAUUUCGGGAGCAACUGGUUCCUGCCGCGCCCGGGAACACCGACCCAGCUGCCUGUCGACGAGGAGAGCUUCAACUCGACGGCUUUUGAAAUGGUAAACACGACACUUGCUGCGAUUGCCAAGUCGGCUAGUGAGGAUCUCGAGGCGAGGAGAGCCGAGUGGUCUGGGUUGGGGAUUGAAUGGCUCAGAAAUCUUUUGGGCAAGAGAGAGUGGAGGAUUGAUUGUAUGGAUAUCUACAUUCGUCUAUAG
This is a messenger RNA of Fusarium coffeatum, 426 nucleotides long. RefSeq lists its product as uncharacterized. The transcript is spliced from 2 exons. Bases 1 to 426 code for a protein of 141 amino acids. The record is from RefSeq and is a predicted model, not a curated record. NCBI's taxonomy places the organism in Eukaryota, Fungi, Ascomycota, Sordariomycetes, Hypocreales, Nectriaceae.